This is a messenger RNA of Tuber aestivum (summer truffle), 897 nucleotides long. NCBI's taxonomy places the organism in Eukaryota, Fungi, Ascomycota, Pezizomycetes, Pezizales, Tuberaceae. The record is from the annotation of a GenBank genome assembly.
AUGCCGACAGCCGGCCAUCUCUUGCGGCUAAUUGCAUUCGUGGAUCGCCAAAAUAUCCCCGAGCAGCUCCUGAGAGAAUGUGGGGUUGAAGGGAUGGAUGAUCCUGUUGAAUUCCGUCGGGCUGUUGGGAAACUGUUGGGAUUCUCAUUAAUUACUGCCACCAAACACAAAGGCGAGACAUUUUAUGAGCUUCACCGUUUAAUCCAGCUAUCGGUACAGGUCUAUUCAUCACCGGAAGAGUUGCAGCGAUGGAGUGACAACGCACUAAGAAUAAUUUCCCGAAUGUUCCCACAAUAUGAGCACGAGCUGCGGGAUAUUUGCAAGUCAUACAUUCCACAUGCACUUGCGGUAACCAAAGGUAGAAUGGAUAUUCUUUCCGAAGAUCUUUGCUUCCGCAUGGCAGAAUACUUUCUCCAUUUGGGAUCCUACAACAAUGCAGAAGCACAGGUCGGUCGAUGUAUCAGAUUUCGCGAGGGGAAUAAGGAGCAAAGCUGGGAUAAAGGUCAUAGCAGAUUCACGCUCCUAGGACGAGUGAGGCAACACCAAGGGAGGGCAAAGGAGGCGGAGGAGAUACUUCGGAAUGUGCUGGAGGAUCUUGGGGGGUUAUUGGGCCCGAACGAUUCUGACGCCUUGGAGUGUUUAUCCUACCUAGCAAGUGUGAUGAGUGAUCUCGGAAAGUACGAUGAAUCAGAGACCAUGAACCGGCGUGCAUUGGAGGGACGGGAGAGGAUUCUUGGAGCAGGUCAUCUUGACACCCUCAUGAGUGUCAGCCACCUGGCUAUCGUGCUGUGGAGACAAGGAAAGUACAGUGUAUCGGAGGCGAUGAAUCGGCGCGCCCUGGAGGGCCGGGAGAAAGUGCUCGGACCAGAGCACCCGGACACCCUAACAAGUCUCAAC